Hermetia illucens (black soldier fly) is the source of this 1050-nucleotide messenger RNA. Its product is annotated as thioredoxin domain-containing protein 9. Lineage: Eukaryota; Metazoa; Arthropoda; Insecta; Diptera; Stratiomyidae. The coding region runs from base 239 to 886 and encodes 215 amino acids. Gene Ontology annotation, cellular component: cytoplasm. The transcript is spliced from 4 exons. The record is from RefSeq and is a predicted model, not a curated record. Gene Ontology annotation, biological process: microtubule cytoskeleton organization.
ACAACCUGAUCUCAGCUUUGAGAAACACUGUAGAAAACACACUUGAUCCAAUUAACCAAUCGGCAAGCAAACGAAACGUCACUUUGUGUUUCUCAUUCCUUGGGGGAGCGGCGUAUUAUUUUCGGUAUUCAGACAAAAACCAAAUUGUCUUGUGUUCUAGAAGGAGCCAUUGAGUCAUCGCGCCUAUCAAUUUCCAAAUCGUUUAACAGCUGCACCUCAGCAACGUGGAACUACAAAAAUGGAUCAAUUGCUACAAAGUAAUUUGGUGAAUGCUGCAGUGCAGAUAGAAAGGCAAUUGGACGACGAAAUCGACAAAUUGGACAAUCUGAAUAUCGACGACAUUCAUGCGUUGCGGGAGAGACGUUUGAAGGAACUCAAGGAGGGUGCGAAGAAGAAACAAGAAUGGUUGGCGAACGGUCACGGCUCCUACUCUGAACUUCCCGACGAGAAAGAGUUCUUUGAAAUGUCCAAGAAGUCGGCGAAUAUUGUGUGCCACUUCUACCGCGACAGCGCCGAGCGCUGCAAGAUAGUCGACAAACAUUUGAAAAUUCUGGCACCGAAGCACGUUGAGGCGAGAUUCUGCAAAAUAAACGCAGAAAAGUGUCCCUUCCUGACGCAGCGCCUGCGAAUCAAGGUGAUCCCCACCAUAGCGCUGAUAAAGGACAGUCACACGAAGGACUACAUCGUCGGAUUCACUGACCUCGGCAACCGAGAUGACUUCUCCACGGAUAUGAUGGAAUGGAGGAUAGCACAGUCGGGGGCGAUUGAGUACAGCGGCGAUCUUCUGACGCCGCCGGACCAGAGGCCAGCCCACAAGACAACGCACCUCAAGAAGAAAACCAUUCGCGGCGGGGGGUAUGGCUCCGAUGACUCGGAUGUGGAGUAACGUCCAAGGCGUAGUAGGCACUCGCCGAAAUCACGCUAGAAUAUUAGAAUUAACAAAUUACUACUGAAAUCCACUCAUUAAAGCCUUGUUUGUAAGAAUUUCUUUUAUACUCUAUUUAACGCUAGAUGCAAAAUUAUUUUAAUAUAUUUCAAAUACGUACGAAG